Molecule: messenger RNA, 1397 nt
Organism: Lactuca sativa (garden lettuce)
Lineage: Eukaryota; Viridiplantae; Streptophyta; Magnoliopsida; Asterales; Asteraceae
Source: RefSeq, a predicted model, not a curated record
ACUAUUUCUUAUAUCUUUCUUAUACGAUGUCAUCAUCAUCCUCAGACGAUUCUGCUUCUGAAUUCAUAAUCAACCAUCUCACAAGUAAUUCUACAUUUCAACUAUAUAAGGAGCUAAAAUGCUUGGAAGCAGAACAGUCAGAUGCUGAAAGUUCAAGACGUCCUGGGCAAAGUCGAAGAUAUAUAGAUAGAAAUCGUGAAGAAGGGCAUAAACGUCUUUGGAAAGACUAUUUCGAUGAGCAUCCUGUUUUCCCACCUCAAACGUUUAGACGAAGAUUUCGAAUGAGGCGAGAUCUAUUUGUUCAAAUAGUUAACGGUAUCUCUAACCAUUCUAUUUAUUUUCAACAAAGAAAAGAUGCUUUAGGAAACAAUGGUCUUUCCCCUUUACAAAAAUGCACUGCUGCCAUACGCCAGUUGGCAUAUGGCACAACUGGUGACCUCUUUGAUGAAUACAUACGAAUUGGUGAAUCAACUUCAAGCAAAUGUCUACAAAACUUUUGUCGAUGCGUGAUUGAGGUUUAUUCAAGCCAUUAUUUGAGAAAACCAAAUGCUAAUGACAUCCAAAAUUUACUACAAAAACAUUCAGAAAAGCACGGGUUUCCUGGUAUGCUUGGAAGUAUUGAUUGCAUGCAUUGGCCUUGGAAAAAUUGUCCGGUUGCAUGGCAAGGUCAAUAUACUCGAGGUGAUCAAGGUUGUCCAACAAUUAUGUUGGAAGCAGUUGCAUCACAAGACCUUUGGAUAUGUCAUGCAUAUUUCGGGGUUGCCGGGUCUAACAAUAACAUUAAUGUACUUAACCAGUCACCGUUAUUCAAUGAUGUAUUACAAGGUUAUGCUCCUGAAUGCAAUUUUACUGUUAAUGGAAGAACAUACACAAAAGGAUAUUAUCUUGGAGAUGGUAUAUAUCCUGAAUGGGCUACAAUGGUUAAAAGUUUUCCACAUCCGGCUGACCCAAAAAGGAUCAAGUUUAAAGAAAUGCAAGAGGCUGCAAGAAAGGAUGUGGAGAGAGCAUUUGGUGUUCUGCAAUCUCGUUGGGCAAUUGUACGAGGUCCAGCAAGAUCGUGGCAACUUAAAAACAUAAAGGAUAUAAUGUAUACAUGCAUUAUAUUACAUAAUAUGAUCGUAGAAAAUGAAGGAAAUGCAAUUAGUAAUUGGUCAGAUGAUGUUGAUCCUCCUAUACGUGUGAAUCGAGGACCUGUCGAAGAAGUUCAAUAUCAAAUUCAAAGAAACUCUGAACUACGCGAUAAUGCCGUACAUCAUGCUCUUCGACAUGAUUUAAUGGAGCAUAUUUGGGAACGUUUUAUUAAUAGGGAGUCACGUUUGAUCUUCCUAACAUUCUUCAUGGACGUCAAGGAGAAAAAUAAUGUGAUGGUGGUGGGUGUAUCUCCCCAAUCCAUUUGA